AUGGAUAGUAAUGAUUAUCUCUACGCUGGUAUCACCAUCCAGAACAUGGCACACAAAGGAGUAGCAGUCGCAGUAUUUAUGGUAUUCUGUUUUGUACUAUACAACACGAGGAACCUGAUGAAAGAGAAAUUCUUCGAUUUCAAAGAAGCAACAACACCAACAGCCGUAAAAUUUCCUACAUGCAAACUUCCCGAAAAUCUUUUUAGAAACGAGCAAAUGUCAACAAUACGGAAACCGAAUUUAACACAAGUCGUGUCUGUUUUAAACAAUACAAAAAGGAACAAAUGCAUCGACAAGGUAAAAUGGAAUCAUGCAUCAGACUUUUCAUACUUCAAUAUACCAUCUUUUCAUUUCUGUGUCAAAAGUAACAUCCAUCCAGAAAAAGUUCGACAAUUUCACUACGAACGACUUGUUAUUACAGGUAAUUACAACAUCAUAUCUUCAUUUUUCUCUUUUCUGAAAAGAAAAUCUGAGGUAAUCAUAAUUGAAAUCGGAGGUUACAUCGGUCAGACUCUACGGAAACUUAUUCCUGUAACUGGUGCCAAACACUAUGUAGUUAUAGAACCUGUUCCUACUUUUUACAAGACACUAAACAAGAAUAUUCGGACUUUAAAUUUCAAUACAAGUGUAAAAACAUAUAAUUUUGGCCUCUCUAGAAAUCACAAGGAGUUGGUCGUAGGAGUAGUCGGAGACGCAACACAUAUGUUAAAAAAAUCAAACUUAAAAACGACUGAAAAGGUUCAACUAGUGGGUGUUCUGGAUUUUUUCAUUCAACUUGGAGUGGGGUGUCAUAGAAUAGACCUACUGACCAUCAACUGUGAAGGCUGUGAAUUUGAAGUUUUAGAGACAUUGAUCUCCACGAAUCUUAUAGAGAAAUUCGAUUUUAUACAAUUUCAGCCCCACUAUUUUGCUCCCAACAUUGGAAACUUUCUUUGCCGCUAUUGCAGUCUGCGUCAACUUCUUGCACGUACCCAUGAGUUGGUAUACGACUUUCCUCUUGUCUGGGAAGCCUGGAAAAGAAAACACUAA
This is a messenger RNA of Saccostrea echinata, 1029 nucleotides long. RefSeq lists its product as uncharacterized. The transcript has 2 exons. Lineage: Eukaryota; Metazoa; Mollusca; Bivalvia; Ostreida; Ostreidae. Bases 1 to 1029 code for a protein of 342 amino acids. The record is from RefSeq and is a predicted model, not a curated record.